AUGGAAAAGCCUCAAAAUGAUAUGGGAGUUGGGUAUAUUGACAUAAAAACUACAAAUGGUAAAGACGGCAAAAGGUCAAAGUUGGAAGGAACUUCAAAUGGUGAUGAAAAGUUGUUUCCAAAGAUAGGGAUGGUUUUUAAUUCUGAAGAUGAAGUACGGUGA
Molecule: messenger RNA, 162 nt
Organism: Dovyalis caffra
Lineage: Eukaryota; Viridiplantae; Streptophyta; Magnoliopsida; Malpighiales; Salicaceae
Source: the annotation of a GenBank genome assembly